Messenger RNA from Letharia columbiana, 411 nucleotides. RefSeq lists its product as uncharacterized. NCBI's taxonomy places the organism in Eukaryota, Fungi, Ascomycota, Lecanoromycetes, Lecanorales, Parmeliaceae. The transcript is spliced from 2 exons. The record is from RefSeq and is a predicted model, not a curated record. The coding region runs from base 1 to 411 and encodes 136 amino acids.
AUGCCUACCUACUGCGUGAAAGUCAGCCGCGGCUCCGCGGAAGACACACGUUCGGUACCAACAAAGGCACCGCUGACCAGGAGAAAAUUUUCGUCCCCCACACUCUCAACCCUCCAUCCGGGUCUGGCGUCCAAACAACUCAUCAUCCUCGCCACCCCACUGCAAGAAGUGCCGAUCCUCCUCGUAGAAGCAGCCAGCACAAGACGUAGCGUCGGCCGGAACAGCACGAGCUACCUGAUCCACACAGCCCCAACUCCUGCAUCGCCAUUCCAGUCCGGUGGUCCGACCUUCGCCCUCCGGUGCCGAUCUUGCUCGCACCCACGGACUGGGAAGGUGGUGCUGUUACAAGGCUUGAGUGGGGGACAAAUCAAACAAUGCAGCAGCAUGUGUAGCCGACUCCGUGAAUACUGA